This is a messenger RNA of Lentinula edodes (shiitake mushroom), 2271 nucleotides long. Its product is annotated as glycoside hydrolase superfamily. The transcript has 9 exons. Gene Ontology annotation, biological process: glucan catabolic process. The record is from RefSeq and is a predicted model, not a curated record. Lineage: Eukaryota; Fungi; Basidiomycota; Agaricomycetes; Agaricales; Omphalotaceae. Gene Ontology annotation, cellular component: cell surface; extracellular region. Bases 1 to 2271 code for a protein of 756 amino acids. Gene Ontology annotation, molecular function: beta-glucosidase activity.
AUGGAGAGAUACCCUGAUUUUUCAGUGGAUGGAUCGGCACCUGGCACGCCACUCCCACCUGGUGAAGCCGACAGAUUUCUGGAGCAACCUAGGGCUUCUUUUCUCGAAUCAAAUACUGGAAACUCAGUACAAUCCACACCGAACAACUCCUCACCGCUUUUGGUUGCUAAUAAACACGAAACUGAUCAUGAACUUCAACAGGCGAAACCAGGCUCGGGGACAAAGAGGGGCAGAUUAGUAAUUCUAACUCUUGUCGGGUUAGGUGUCCUUGCGGUUAUAGUCCUUGCGGUCGUACUUCCGGUGUACUUUAAGGUCAUAAAACCUCGCCAGAAUCAGGACAAUCUGACAAGUGGGUCGUCUGCAAGUGGAUCGUCUGCGGGUAGUGGUUCAGUCGGUAGUGGAUCUGGAAAUCCUGCGAGUCCUAGCGGCGCUACGUCGGGUGGCGAUGGCUCUGAGAUUAUCGUGGAUGGUGGUGCAAACUUCACCUAUAAAAAUCCAUUUGGGGGAUACUGGGUUUAUGAUCCUAACGACCCGUUCAAUAACAACGCUCGACCAAACUCCUGGACCCCUCCGCUCAACACAAGCUGGGACUGGACUACUGAUAGGAUUUAUGGUGUGAACCUUGGCGGUCUUUUUGUCAUUGAACCAUUCAUUACGCCUUCUUUUUUCGAAAAGUACACAACUGCCGUCGAUGAGUGGACACUGAGCGAAGCAAUGGCUGCGGAUACGGGCACAGGUGGAGGUCUCAGCCAGCUGGAGGAUCAUUACAACACGUUCAUCACGGAACAGGACAUUGCCGAAAUCGCAGGCGCUGGCUUGAAUUGGAUUCGACUCCCUAUCCCCUACUGGGCAAUUGAAACUUGGCCAGGUGAACCUUUUCUGGCUAAGACUAGCUGGAAGUAUAUCCUUCGCGUCCUAGGUUGGGCGCGAAAGUAUGGUCUUCGUGUCAAUCUAGAUUUGCAUACCAUUCCAGGAUCCCAAAAUGGUUACAAUCAUUCUGGUAAACUUGGUCAGGUCAACUUCCUCAAUGGUGUCAUGGGUAUAGCCAAUGCUCAGCGAACGUUAAACUACAUCAGGAUCAUCACCGAGUUCAUCGCACAGCAAGAAUAUCUCGAUGUUGUUCCUAUGUUCGGAAUCGUGAACGAAGCAUUGCUGUCGACUAUCGGCAAGGACCAGUUGACUGACUUUUACCUUGAGGCACACAACAUGAUCCGUGGGAUUACUGGUCUUGGGGCUGGCAAUGGUCCUUUCAUAUCGAUUCAUGACGGCUUUGUUGGUCUCGAUAGUUGGGCUGGAUUCCUUCCUGGUUCCGACCGUAUCAACAUUGACACUCACCCAUAUUUUGCCUUUGAUAACGAACCUAACGAUUCGCCUAUUGCUACUGGACUUGGAUCAGAUGCAGGAGGUAUUUGGCCUGCUCAGGCUUGCAAUGCUUGGGGACCCGACAUUAACUCUAGUCGCAGCGACUUUGGUGUCACCAUCGCGGGAGAAUUCUCCAACGGAUAUAAUGACUGUGGUCUUUUUCUAAAGGGAACUUCUUCAUACACCCCCUCUUAUGGUGGAGACUGUAACCUCUGGCAAGAUGCGUCGACGUGGAAUGACACCGUGAUAGAUGGUGUGAAAGCGUUUGCUCUCGCUAGCAUGGACGCCACUCAGAACUGGUUUUUCUGGACAUGGAAGAUAGGGAACUCCACUGCCAACAACCGUGUUGAGUCCCCCCUCUGGUCGUAUCAGCUGGGACUUGAGGGUGGGUGGAUACCCACUGAUCCUCGGGAAGCCGUAGGAGCUUGUGCUGCUCAAGGUGUCAGCCAGCCGUGGAACCAAACGUUCCAAUCCUGGCAAACAGGGGGUGUGGGCGCAGGGACCAUUGCUGCUACUGCUACCGCUGAAUUUGGGGUAUGGCCACCUGCUCAAAUUUCCGGCGUUGCAGUGGAUCAAAUGGCCUUUGUGCCUACUUAUACACCUACUGGCUCUGUCGCCACGCUCCCACCUCCGACACUAACCGCCACAACUAAAAGCAUAAGCGAAGGAAAUGGAUGGUUUGACUCAUCGGAUACUACGAGUGCCGCUACAGCAAUCGCGGGUUGCUCCUAUCCGAAUGCCUGGGAUGCGAUUAGCGCGACAGUUCCUGCCACGGUGUGCGGAGGCGGCGUUGUCACCACCUCUACCGCCGCCGCCGCAUCAACAGUUAUUUCGGCAUCAACCACUGGGGUUAUAUCUGUCCCUGCCACAACAUCCACAACUGCGGAUGAUACUACUAUAACGCAAUAA